AUGAAGACAUCUUUAAUUACCAGCGCCCUCCUCCUUCUCUCACCCAUUGUAUCAUCGCUCGCGAUCCCGCAAACGGAUCUAGUCUCUCUCGAAGAGCGAGAGGCACUCGCAGCGACAGUAAUCCUCGAUGCUGUCGAUUUAGAAAAACGACGUGGUGGCGGAGGCGGCAAGAGUGGUAGUUCAAGUGGCAGUUCGAGUGGAAGUUCGAGUGGCUCUAGUUCCGGCAGCUCAGGCAGUUCAUCUGGCAGCUCUGGAUCUAGUGGUUCCAGCUCAAGUGGUUCAAAAGGCUCUUCGGGCAGUACCUCGUCAUCGAGUAACACCGGAGGCGCAACAAAGGCAGGAUCAGGAACUUCCAGAUCCUAUGGAGGUGGAAGCUAUUAUGCCGGUGGCGCAACAACUCCCUAUGCUGCCGGUAGUCGGUCCUCGUCCGGCAUCGCCCCGUACAUCCUGGCGGGAGGUGCUCUCGGCUUCGCAGCAGGAGCUGCAUGGCAUUAUCCGUAUGGCUAUUAUGGAUAUCCUUACGGAGCGCCGUACUACUACCACACCCCGGUCAACCACGACGCCCAGAACAACACGGCCAAUUAUACCAUGAACGUGAUUUGCUAUUGCGAGCAAUAUAGCGAGUGUGGAUGUGACGACAACAAUAAUUCGACCUUUAUGAACGAGCUCAUCGGAGACCCUCCCAAAAACUCAAGCGCUGUGACCAUUAUCCAGAACGGAACGCAUGAGACGGCGUACGUUAAUGGCACACUUGCAAACGGUACUACCUCGGCGGACUCUUCAAUUUCGGGCGCAUCGAUAUUGACUUUGCCCUGGAAGUGCACAUGGCCUGUUGUUGUGAUUGUGACUGGUAUGAUGUAUGCUUUGUAA
Messenger RNA from Talaromyces amestolkiae, 870 nucleotides. RefSeq lists its product as uncharacterized. The transcript has 3 exons. The record is from RefSeq and is a predicted model, not a curated record. Lineage: Eukaryota; Fungi; Ascomycota; Eurotiomycetes; Eurotiales; Trichocomaceae. The coding region runs from base 1 to 870 and encodes 289 amino acids.